Molecule: messenger RNA, 1526 nt
Organism: Funneliformis geosporum
Lineage: Eukaryota; Fungi; Glomeromycota; Glomeromycetes; Glomerales; Glomeraceae
Source: the annotation of a GenBank genome assembly
AUAUAGACGAUUAUUUCAAAAUUAUUGACAAUGAAGAGUGUACUUAUGAUAAUUUUUUGAAAAAGUUCCGGCACGUCAUCCUGGAUUCUCCCCCUUAUACGGAGGAUUGGACAGGUAUAGAUGGAAUUUGGUACAGAAAAUAUUCUGAACUUGCUAAAAAAGCAGGCAAACAAGAAUAUCCACAUACACAAACAAAAUACUUUUUUGAGGAAAUUAUCAUGGAACGAAAUAAGAGAACUGUUCAAAGAAAUUACAUAAAUUCCAGUAUAGAUAUAUUGGACAAAUCAAGGGAAAUUGUUGUAAAUCAACUAAUUGUAGAUCUAUCUGAAGCAGUACCAAGUAAUGAAAAAAGACCCCAUGAAGAUGAAAUGGAAAAUUCCUCUAAGAAGUCAAAAUCAAUUAUUGAUAAUAAAUUUGAAGUAUUUGUUUCUGAACAAAAGGAUUUUUAUGUUAACAAAUCGCAUGACAAAAAGGAAUUUGGUAAUUGUGAUAUAAUUGAUUUAACUAUUGAUGAAGAAGAAGAAAAUGGAGAAAUAUUUUUUGAUAUUACUGAACUGUCAUUAAUGCAAGAAAAGGUCCAAAAAGCAAUUGAAAACAAUACUGACGAAUUGAAAAUUAAAUUACUAAGAUGGCAGCAACUUAUGCUUAAAAAAUUAGAUUCUGGUACAAAUUUUCCGACAAGUCAAAAUAUUCAUAAAUUGCUUGCUGCUUCAUCAGUUUUUUAUUUCCAACAAAAUGCUGAGCAUACAUAUAUUGAUUGUUUAACACCUUAUGAAAUUGCUGAAAUAAAGUCACUUGUCAACCCACACUUUGAACAUGUUGGAUUUUCAGAUGAUAUUAAGUUGUUUAAAUUUCGACGGGAUGCUCUUGAAGAACUUGAAAAAUAUAUCAAGGAAUGUUCAAUAAGUCAAAAUGGAUAUAUAAAUAAAACUUUUUUUAGAUUACUUGAAGAGUAUGUAUUAUGGAAUCCCUUAAUUGAUAUGAAAAAGUUAAACGAAGCAAAUUAUAUUGUGGAUUACUUGGGACCUAUUUUUAAUAAAACUAUACAUUAUUUCAAUUAUGUUAAUACUCAUUCAUGGAUUAGUAUAGAAUCUAAAGCUUCCAAAUUACGUAAAAGUCUUGCUGAUAGUAGAAUUCCAGACUAUAUGCUCAAAAAUCAAAAAAAUACUUGUUCAUCUGUUUUUUUAGAAGUAACAAGUCCUAAACGUGAAGAUGAAGAAAAAAAAAUUAAUUGUGAUAUUUACAGGGCUUCAAUACAUGCUAAGGAUGCUAUUGAUUAUGAUAUUAAGAAAUUUAAUAUUCAACCAUCAUCUGGGAAAAAACUAGCAAUUUUUAUAAACGGGUAUAAAAUGGUAGUAUGUGUAAUGAAACUUCAGUAUCCAGGAAUUUAUCUAAUGGUUGAAGUGGCCAAUUGUAUAAUCUCAAAUUCUGUUCGUGAAUUAGAAUCAAUCAUGAAACUUCAUCAGACUUUGAUGAGUAUCAGGGAAAAUGCAAUAGAUUAUCUGGAUGAAGCUGGAUAUAUAUAA